UGCUGAAGCCGCUGUUCCUUCGCCAGAGCAAUGCCCAUGCUGCCUCCCCGCGACAGUCCGUGAUCCAUCCGCAAUGCCGCCGGCUGAACUCCGGCUCCUCACUUGUUCCCAUUGACGUCAAAGUUACUGGACAGGGCAACGCAAUCAAGAGUUUCUGGCGAACAUGGGAAGGCUGUUUCUUCAGUGAAAGCUUUCUUCCAUUCUCCGUGCAUCCAUCAUCACCCGCUUCACGACAAUGGCAGAAAAGAAGACCGUCGCUAUCAUCGGAUCCGGCUGGGCUGGCUUCACGCUUGCACACUCACUUUCACUAGCAAAGUACAAUGUCUACGUUAUCUCGCCGUCUCGGACAAUUCAGUACACCCCGCUCUUGGCCAGCGCGGCUGCGGGCAUGUUCAACUUUCGACUCGCCGAGGAACCUGUCCGUCGACGCAACCUGACCCACGGACUGACUUACUACAAGGCGACGGUGGAGAGCAUCGACUUUGAUAAGAAGGAACUCCUCUGUCGACCUGCAGUCAAGGAUAUUGCAGAGCAGCAUUUGCACGACGAGCAUGACUUUACCUUGACGUACGAGAAAUUGAUCCUCGCACCGGGCUGCGACGUCGAGACAUUCGGAACGCCCGGAGCGCUUGAGCAUUCGUUCUUUCUUCGAACCACAGAAGAUGCCCGCCGCAUCCAGCAACGCAUCUUGGAAAUGGUGGACGCGGCUACAACGCCUGGCAUCACCGAGACUCAACAGCGUGAUAUCCUUCGCAUUAUCGUCGUGGGUGGAGGGGCAAUUGGAAUGGAAGCUUGCGCGGAAUUGUACGACUUGUGGUACGAUGACCUCCGACACGUGUAUCCGCACCUCAAUGGCAAGUUGAGUGUGGAGGUGCACGAUGUGGCCACAUCGCUUCUGGGAACUUUUGACAAGAGAUUGGGCGAGUACGCGACUCAGAAACUGGUCAGCCGGGGUGUGAAGAUCGAGACCGGGAGCCAUAUCGAGAGGGUUGAGCCCGGUGCGAUCUGGACGAAAGAGCGGGGAGAGAUCAAAUAUGGACUUCUCAUCUGGGCCACGGGCAAUGGCGUCAGUCCGCUUGUGAAGCAAUUGGAUGUCAAGAAGAGUGGCAGGCUUCAGCGUAUCUCGACAGAUGGACACCUUCGAGUCUUUGGAUCAUAUGACGAGUUACUCAAAGAUGUCUACGCUAUUGGCGAUGCUGCCGAUAUCGAAGGCUAUUCUCUUCCGACUCUGGCUGAAGUCGCGGUGCAGAAGGCGCAGUAUCUCGCGAAGAAUUUGAACAAAGAAGCGUCGAAUCCUGAAGCGGAGACGGAGGCUUUCAAGUAUAAGCAGAAGCCGAAUUUGGCGUACCUGGGGCAGCGAGAUGGCGUGAUUGGAGGCGAGCAGGAAUGGACGACGGGGCAUUCGGCCUGGAUUGCGUGGAGGAGUGGUAGUAUCUACCAUUGGCCGAGGAGUUGGAGAAGGACGUUGAUGAUUGGGAUUAGUUGGUUGUUUAAUUCGGUGGGAGGGAGGGAUAUUGCGAGGAAGUGGUAG
Molecule: messenger RNA, 1531 nt
Organism: Cercospora beticola
Lineage: Eukaryota; Fungi; Ascomycota; Dothideomycetes; Mycosphaerellales; Mycosphaerellaceae
Molecular function (GO): NADH dehydrogenase activity
Source: RefSeq, a predicted model, not a curated record